Aureococcus anophagefferens is the source of this 702-nucleotide messenger RNA. RefSeq lists its product as hypothetical. Bases 1 to 702 code for a protein of 233 amino acids. NCBI's taxonomy places the organism in Eukaryota, Pelagophyceae, Pelagomonadales, Pelagomonadaceae. The record is from RefSeq and is a predicted model, not a curated record. The transcript is spliced from 2 exons.
AUGGACGUCGUGCUCCCCGGCUCGACGAAGCUCGGCGGCGUCCUCGAGGACGAGUCCGGCGAGCUCGUCGCCGGCGACGCCUUUGCCGCGGAGCGCGUCCGGGAGGGCGUCUGCGGCAUCGCGCUCGAGGGCGUGCGCCUGGACGCGGCCGUCGCCGCGGGGCCGACGCUCGCGACGCUCCGGGGCCCGCGCACCGUCACCUCCGCGCGGCCCGUCGACGGCGGCGUCGCCAUCACGGGGCUCGACGGCGACGAGGAGACGUGCUGCGCGCGGUCGCUCGGCGCGGGCGACUCCGCGGGCGACCUCGAGGGGCUCUUGGUCGGCGUCGUCGCGGACACGCGCAGGCCGCUCGGCGUCGAGUCCGUGUCCCUCCGGAGGCCCCUCGGCGUCGAGGACGGCGCCCUCAAGGUCAAGCCCGGCUGCACCAAGGUCGCGCUCUACCGCGUCGGCGACCGCGACCGCCGCGAGCGCGCGCUGCUCGCGGCCUUCGCGCCGCGGCGCCGCGCGUUCGCCGAGAAGGGCGCGACGACGCUCGAGUUCGCGGGCACGCCCGUGCCGUCCGAGGUCGCCGCGGCGCUGGGCUCCCACUCCCUCGGCGCGACGUUCCACGCCGCCAUCGCGCCGGACCCCGCCGCCGGCGGCACCGUCGUCCACACGCAGGCCACCGUCGUCGCCUACCUGUCCACGGACGACGACGAGUAG